AUGGAAGAAAUCAACCAGACUAGCAGCGUCUCUGAGUUCAUCCUCCUGGGACUCUCCUCCCUGCCUGAGGACCAGAAGCCACUCUUUAUCCUCUUCCUCACCAUGUACCUGGUCACCAUAACAGGGAAUCUGCUCAUCAUCCUGGCCAUCUGCUCUGACCCCCACCUCCAGACCCCCAUGUAUUUCUUCUUGAGUUUCCUGUCGUUCACUGACAUUUGCUUCGUAACAACCAUUGUCCCCAGGAUGCUGGUCAACUUCCUGUCGGAGAAGAAGACCAUCUCCUAUGCUAGGUGUCUGACUCAGAUGUAUUUUAUAUAUGUUUUGGGCAACACUGACAGCUGCCUUCUAGCAGUCAUGGCCUUUGACCGCUAUGUGGCCAUCUGUGACCCCUUCCACCAUGUCACCAUCAUGAGCCACCACCGCUGUGUCCUCCUGGUGGCCGUCUCCUGCUCAUUGCCUCACCUCCACUCACUCCUACACACACUUCUGCUGAAUCAGCUCACUUUCUGCAACUCCAGUGUCAUCCACCACUUUCUCUGUGACAUCAACCCUCUGCUGAAAUCAUCCUGCUCCUCCACAUUUGUCAACAAUAUCACAAUAAAGACAGAAGGACUGGUUGUUUUGGUGACUCCAUUUCUAUGCAUUGUUUUUUCGUAUAUACGAAUCCUCAUUACGGUUCUCAAGAUUCCCUCAGCUGCUGGGAAACACAAAGCCUUCUCCACUUGUGGUUCCCAUUUUACUGUGGUGAUCCUGUUUUACGGAAGCGUCUUUUAUGUCUAUUUAAAGCCCUUGUCCAGCUACACUGUUAGGGACCGCGUGGCAACAAUUGUCUACACAGUUCUGUCCUCUAUGCUCAACCCUUUCAUCUACAGCCUGAGAAACAAAGACAUAAAGAGGAGCCUGGGGAAGCUGAUGGGCAGGAGGAUGUCCUAG
This is a messenger RNA of Camelus dromedarius (Arabian camel), 933 nucleotides long. RefSeq names its product olfactory receptor 1L8. The transcript has a single exon. Gene Ontology annotation, molecular function: G protein-coupled receptor activity; olfactory receptor activity. Bases 1 to 933 code for a protein of 310 amino acids. The record is from RefSeq and is a predicted model, not a curated record. Gene Ontology annotation, cellular component: plasma membrane. Gene Ontology annotation, biological process: G protein-coupled receptor signaling pathway. NCBI's taxonomy places the organism in Eukaryota, Metazoa, Chordata, Mammalia, Artiodactyla, Camelidae.